Messenger RNA from Plenodomus lingam JN3, 939 nucleotides. RefSeq lists its product as uncharacterized. The record is from RefSeq and is a predicted model, not a curated record. NCBI's taxonomy places the organism in Eukaryota, Fungi, Ascomycota, Dothideomycetes, Pleosporales, Leptosphaeriaceae.
AUGUCAUUCCCAUUCCUCUCAACCCUCAGACCCGUCCUCGUCUCCAAACCCUUCCUCAUCCCCACCUCCCUCUUCUGCACCUACAAGCUGCUCGACUGCCUCAGUACCUACCUCUCCCAACGCAGCCUGAAUAACUGGGAGGCCGACUCCACCUGGGACUGGGACAAGGAGAUUGUGCUGAUCACGGGCGGGGCAAAUGGAAUUGGGGCGGCGAUAGCGAAGCAGUUCGCGGAGCGUGGAAUCAAGGUAGUAGUGUGGGAUGUUCAGAAGCCGGGAGAGGAGUUGUUGGCCUACCCAACCCUCCACUACACUCCCGUCGACCUAACCUCCCCCACCCUCACCACCGCCUUCGCCCACCUCCGCAGCACCCACGGCCCCCCCACCAUCCUCAUCAACAACGCCGGCAUCGCCGCCUCUUCUUCCUUCCUCGCCGAAAACCCUGAGACCACGGCCCGCCACUUCGCUGUCAAUACGCUCUCGCAGAUGCGCAUGGUACAAGAGUUCCUGCCGGACAUGGUGGCACGGGAUCACGGGCAUGUGGUGACAGUGGCGAGUGCGUCGAGCUGGAUUAGUACGUCGGGAUUGGUGUCGUAUGCAGCGAGCAAGGCGGCGGUGAUGGCGUUCCAUGAGGGGGUGGGGCAGGAGUUGAGGGUUAGGUAUCGGGCUAGGAAGGUCAGGAUGACCAUUGCAUUCCCCCACUUCGUCCGCACAAAAAUGGUCGCCAAUCUCACCACCCUCCACGACUUCCGCGACUUCCUGCUUGAGCCAGACUACGUGGCUACAGAGAUUGUGAAGCAGGUACUCAGCGGUCAGUCGGGCAAUCUGGUGUUGCCACCGAGUAACAAGUGGUUGUCGAGACUGAGAAGUAUGCCCGCGUGGUAUCGAUAUUAUGUGGCCGGAUUGGAUCCGGAUGUGUAUGCUCCGAAGAAGAAGGAGUAG